AUGACUGAUUUGAAAUCAUUGGAACAUCCAACAUUGAAGGUAUAUCUUUAAAUUACAAUCAUAAUAUUUUAUGAAUAUUUUUGUUUGUAAAACUGGUUCCAAAUUUCAUUAAUAAUAUUUAAUUAUUCAGAACAACAAUACAAUAUUGUUACAUGUUCACCUACACUUUCAGAUCAAUAUUAGAUAGUUAUAAAGAAGAAGUGUAACACUUUGUUAAUUGUUGAUUUAGAAAUAAAUGUUUAUUUAGGUUCCAUAUGAACUUCUCAAUAAGAAAUUUCGUAUCACACAAAAAACACUAGACAGAGAAGUUUCAUACUUUCAGAAUUCUAUACAAGAUUUGGAAUGUGAUAUGUCAACAGAUAUCACAAUACCAGACGGUUCUCAUAUUUCUUCAUUACUUAGUGGCAUGGUGGAAAAAUUGAAAGUGAUCAAAAGAAAGGUUCAAUUUUAUAAGCUAUUUUCAUGGUUAAAUUGUAAUAAUUAUAUAAUUUUUAGGCUGAUGAAGGUAUACAUGAUGAAUUAAACGCUGGUAUGAUAUGUAAAAAAAGGUUAGAACACUUACAAGAACAUGAUUCACCUUGUGAGGCUAUUGUACAAAAUUGGAGGCGUUGUCGAUUAGAUCGGAUGUUAGUUGAAUACUUUUUACGAAGUGGUUAUUAUUUUUCAGCCAAUAAACUGGCUAACUGUUCAGAUAUUAUUGAUCUAACUAAUAUAGGUAUAAAACAUUGAAUGUUACUUAUUAAGUGAACUAAUUAAUUAUUAAAAAAUAGAAUAAUUUUAGAUUUGUUCAUGAUAUCAAAGGAAGUUGAACAAUCAUUAGCUAAUCACGAGACAGCAAAAUGUUUAAGCUGGUGUCAUGAUAACCGGUCCAAAUUACGGAAAUUAAGAUCAACUAUGGAAUUUAAUUUACGAAUACAAGAGUUUAUUGAGCUCGUACGUAAAGAUAAACGUCUUGAUGCUGUAAAGUAAGUACAAAGAUUUGAAUUUUUGUAAUUUGGUUGCAUCUCAAGAUGUAUAAACAAAAAAACAUUGAUUCUUUUAUAUGCAAUAUUAUUGAGUUAUAUUAUUUUUAGACUUUAGAUUCUGAAGAAUAUCUUGGUCUUAAUAAGUAUAUUUUGUAUUUAAUUUUUUGUUUUCUUUCUGUAAACAACAGAAAAUAUCAGAAAUCUUGCUCUGAUUACAGUUCCUAUUUUUUAUUGAACCCCAUUACAAAGUGUGUAGUCCAAAAUUGGAAGUGCGCUCUACAGAUUUGAAAAGUGUAUACCUACUAUUGAAUUAACUGAUUAAGUAGUGUACAUAAUAAUUAAAAAUUAUUUGAAUUUUCAAACGAAAAAAUUAUCUGAUAAAUCAAAUAAAUUGUCAGUUAGAUUUUAUCAUGUUGGUACUUUGUGAAGGAAACUUAUAAUCAUUGUUUCAAAAUGUUAGCUUUAUAUAAUUGGCAAUACCUAGGUGUAUUGAUAGGUAAUUGGAAAAAACAACGCUGUAAAAAAGGUCAAUGUAUUUUACAUACUUCUGAUCAAAUAACUUUUGUUUUAUGGCUCCAAAGAAUAUUCCAAAGACUUAUGCUAAAUUUUUUUUUUUUGAGGGGGGUUGGACUAAAUAUGUACAGAAAUCCAAAAGUACACUUGUUCAUGAUCUUUUAGACACUUGUUUAUGAAAUAAACUUCACAUUAGCUAGAACGUAUACUUUAUGAUAUUUACAAUGAAUAAUAUUAUUUUUAUUGUUAUUGACUUUAAUUGACUUAAAACUAAUGUUUGUGAUUUUUAAGUAAAAUGCAUUUGACGUUUUUACCUUGUUUUUUUUAUCCUUGACGAUUUUUAAUUGAUAUAUUUUCUUAGAUUCAUUUGAUAUACCUUGGUCAAAACAAAAUAACAUUAUGAACUGAUUACCACGAUUAAAAUAUUAAAAUUAUAGAAUCUUGUUCAUUAGUUUCCUUUAUUUCAACCAGUUUGUUGUGAAAAACAAAGAGUUAAAAAUAAUUGCUGAUAAAAAAAAUAUUAAAUCUGUAUUACUUCCAAAAUUUUAUGUACGCUGGACUGAAGUUAUUAUACAGUCUAUUAGUUGGAAUAUUGAGACAUCUGAGACAACUUAUCAAAUAUUUUAUUUUCAAACAUAUAAAUACUUAUAAAACUGUUGAUUUUUACAAAAUUCUUACUAACAUAAAUCAAUUUAAUUUGUUGUGUUUUCUUGCAAAUCUAGGGUACUUAUACACAAGAUUUCAAAAAAAAGUAUUCAAAGUCAUAAUUUAAUAGUACAAAAUGUCUGUAAUAUGAUUUUAUUUCUCUGUAAUUUAUAUAAUGUCUACGCCUAUAUUUUACUGUAUGAUAUAUAUAUAUAUUUUGUACUUUGAAUUUAAUUUAGUUUUUUUUGUGCAAUUUGUAUGCAUGUAUCCUUGCUGCUAAGCCUCAUUCAGUGAAUGUUGAGAGACUAAUAUCAUAUAAUAUAAUAUUUUGAUUAUUACUAGAAAUUAUAAAAAAUUAAUUUUAUAUUAAAUUAAAUAUUUUGAAUAUUUUCUACUUUAAUUUUCAUCCAGUAGUUAUGAAAUAUCUUUCCGACAAAAAAAAAGCCUUAAUAAAGUUCAUUCACUUGUCUUACAAUAACAUUGGUUUAAAGAUGUUUUCUAUAAAGUUUGUGUAUGAAAGCUUAUAAAAAGUCAAAUUUUAUAUCCCACAUAAAAUAAAGUAUCAAUAAGUGUUAUUUUUUUUUAGUUUGUAGAAUACAAAUUCUGUGGAAUUUGAUGAAACAAAAAAAAAAAAAAAAAAUUGUUAAUAUAUUUUCAAAUUACAAUGAUAUAGAGGAGUGACUUUGCUUCCAAAGUGUUGUAUCAUUGUACAUAACAAAGUGAGUAGGUUUGUAGAAAAAAUUUUUAUGAAAAUAUGAGCUGUCUGAUUAUCAAUAUCAAGAGUAGUUUCUGAUGGUACAUUUUAUUUAGUUGGUGUACAAGAAGGUUUUUUUUUUAUUUUCCUAAUAGUUUUCUUUUAGUUGGGUAAAUGUAUGCAAUUAACAUUUUCUGUUAAUUUUGAUUUUUUUUUUUUUUGUGAUUCAGUUUAAAAAAAAAUCAUUAAGACCUGACAUUUUCAUUGAAUACUUUGGCUAGGUUAGGAUACUAUAGGCACUUUCUAGAAGUGGUAUAAUAUUCAAAAUAUUCUGGUGAUUAAGCAAUUUAUAGUUAAAAUUGUUGAAUUCAAUUCUUUUUUGGUUUUAUACGAAUACAAUUUUUUAAGCAUAACAAAAAUGCUCAAAAAUUUAAAUGAGAUUCAUUAUAAUUUGUACUUGAUGGUAAAAAAAAACUGAGUCUAAUUAGUAUUAUUUAAAAAAAAAAAAUGCCAAUAUUAUAACAUUUCAAAACAUGAUUAACCAAACUACACUCAGAAUCGUAUUUUGUUAGCAAUGAUUAAUCGCUACUUACAUAUACGUAAAUUAAAUCACUAUUAUUAAUCCUUCCUUUUUUUAAAAUUUAUAACAAUCAAUUACUCUACACCAAAUGUUUUAAUUAUUUUUUAGGCACGCUAGGAAGUAUAUAUCAACAUUUGAAGAUACUCGUAUUGAUGAAGUACAGCAGUGUAUGGUUUUAUUGGCUUUUCCAAUUGACACUGGUAAUUAAUUUAAAUUCUAAUAUUGAAAACCACUGCAAUAGUUUUCAAACUGUGGGUCACGGCUCUGGGGGGGGGGUUAUUAUCAAGAGAUUCGUGUCUAUAGUAAAUACAGUAGAAUAUUACAGUAAAUUUAUUUAUUUACAUUUUUAUUAUUAUUAUCAUUAUUCGAGAGGGAGCCGUUUAUUUGGUUUUCAAAAUCAGAAAAGCUGUGGACCCAAAAAGAUUGAAAACAAUUGGCCUAUUAGUUAAAAAUAAUUAAAAUGUUUAAAUAUGUAUACAUAUAUUUUUUUCAUGGUAGUUGUUCUGAAAAUUAGGUUUAGCUUAAUUUUCAGGAUAUUAAUUGAGAAAUUUAAAAACGUCUUAAUUACUAUCAGUUUUCAAUCAAGCUUUUAAUUUUAGAUGAAACUUUAAGAGCAUAUCUUUUAUCAUAUUGAUAUAUUGAAUUGAUUGUAUAUUGAAAAUGCCAAAACCUUUAUUGCAAUUUUCUUAAAUUCUAUAUUUGUGUAAUCAAAACAAUAUAUUAUAUAAUUCUAAUUACAAUGUAACAUUUAAUUUAUUAUGAAAAAAAAAAUCAAAUGUAAUUCAUAGAAAUUGUAUUGUGUUUUGAUUGUGAAUUUUGCUAAUGAUAUCAUUUUUUAUCUAUUAUUUUUCAGAAAUAUCACCUUAUAAAGAAAUGUUUGAUGAGGCUCGCUGGCAACGCUUAAUUGAACAGUUUCGCCAAGAAAAUUACAAACUACAUCAAUUAUCUUCGCAGUCUGUAUUUACUGUUGCAUUACAAGCUGGAUUAUCUGCUUUAAAAACUCCAUAUCCUUUUUAAAGCUUAUUUUUAAUUUCAGUUCAUAUAAAUAAUUUAAUCUUACAUCUUGUAGCAUUUUGUUUUAUUGAUUAAAUUUAAAUUGAAAUGAUAUGUUAUGAGAUACCAACUCAUACAUUUUGUGAUGAUAACUAAUGUUAAAGGAAUUUCUUUUUAUGUAUACAUUAAUGAUUCGGUCAUUAUCAUCCAAAAAAUUAGGUUGCCAGACCAGAAAUAGAACCUGAGACAAUCGGGGGAAAAUCAGGCGAUUUUCAAGAAGAACAAUAAAGAAACUUUUUUAAUUUCAUAUUGUUAAAUUAAUAUUAUUAAGGUGUACAAUACUUAAAUUCCAUAAUCAACCUAUAUUAUUAAAAUAAGUAUUUGAUAACUUAAACUACGUAACUAAGUAUUUUUUUUCUUAACUUAAACAUACUCAGUGUUAUAGUGAAAUUAAAGAAGCUCGCAAUAGUAGUUGUCCAGUUUGUCAAGAAUGGUUCAAUACUUUAGCUAGGCCAUUACCAUUUGCACAUUGUAGUCAAUCUCGACUGUUUUGUUCAAUUUCAGGACUUGCAUUGAACGAACAUAACAUACCUAUGGUUUUACCUAAUGGAUACGUUUAUGGAGAACAGGUUUACAUUAAUUCAUAACUUCAUACAAAUGAUUAAUAAAUAAUAUGUGAUACUUAUUUUUUAUUUAAAGGCUUUAGUAGAAAUGGCUAAUCAAAAUAAUGGACAAAUUAUAUGUCCAAAAACUAAGGAUUUAUUUUGGUUGAAACAAGCAGAAAAAGUUUAUGUAAUGUAA
Cinara cedri is the source of this 5191-nucleotide messenger RNA. Lineage: Eukaryota; Metazoa; Arthropoda; Insecta; Hemiptera; Aphididae. The record is from the annotation of a GenBank genome assembly.